AUGGGGUAUGGUGGUGAUCAGGACGCUGGUAUGAGGUAUGGCGGUGAUCAGGACGUUAGCAUGAGGUAUGGCAGUGAUCAGGACGCUGGUAUGGGGUAUGGCAGUGAUCAGGACGCUGGUAUGGGGUAUGGCGGUGAUCAGGACGCUGGUAUGAGGUAUGGCGGUGAUCAGGACGUUAUCAUGAGGUAUGGCAGUGAUCAGGACGCUGGUAUGGGGUAUGGCAGUGAUCAGGACGCUGGUAUGGGGUAUGGCGGUGAUCAGGACGCUGGUAUGGGGUAUGGUGGUGAUCAGGACGUUAGCAUGGGGUAUGGCGGUGAUCAGGACACUGGUAUGGGGUAUGGCAGUGAUCAGGACGCUGGUAUGGGGUAUGGCGGUGAUCAGGACGCUGGUAUGGGGUAUGGCGGUGAUCAGGAUGCUGGUAUGGUGUAUGGCGGUGAUCAGGACGUUAGCAUGAGGUAUGGCGGUGAUCACGAUGCUGGUAUGGGGUAUGACGGUGAUCAGGAUGCUGGUAUGGGGUAUGGCGGUGAUCAGGCUGUUAGCAUGAGGUAUGGCGGUGAUCAGGACGCUGGUAUGGGGUAUGGCGGUGAUCAGGAUGUUAGCAUGAGGUAUGGCGGUGAUCAGGAUGCUGGUAUGGGGUAUGGUGGUGAUCAGAAUGUUAGCAUGAGGUAUGGUGGUGAU
Staurois parvus is the source of this 678-nucleotide messenger RNA. NCBI's taxonomy places the organism in Eukaryota, Metazoa, Chordata, Amphibia, Anura, Ranidae. The record is from the annotation of a GenBank genome assembly.